GCUUGCGAGCCGGCGGCUGUGGGGGCCCCGCGGGCCCGUGGUCUCGCGCGCAGCCGCCAGGUGGUGGGCGGAGGCCGUGGUGUCAGGGCCGUGGGUGUGGAGGCGGACAGCAAGGCGUGGUGUGCCCAGGUGAUCGCGAUUGGGCACACGCCGAGGAGCCAAAGAACGACUCAGCCGUUUCAGGGGAAGAGGAAGUUGAACAACACCGGCUCUCUUUAGUGCCUUUUUUGUUUUUUCCAGUUCAGCAGAGCGUUAUUUUCGAGGGGGGUGAGUUCAAAUGACCCAUCGAAUUGUACUGAGGACGGUCAGGGGGCCCCCCACUCUCCCCUUCCUCGACUCCUCAGCGCGCUCAGCUCUUAACCAGGUGGGCACAGCGGGGCCGAGGAGCGCGCGCGCGCACUCGUGAAUAAUUCAUGAGGCCCGCCCCCGAGCCCGAGUCGCGCUGACGCACGCUGCGUGCGCCGACCCUGAGGGAGCGACGCACAGGCCCCGCCCCUAGGCCGGGGGUGGGGCGUCGGCCCAGCACGUGCUGCCUCGACCCGCGCAAGCCCAAAAGCGUGUGCGCAGGCGCUGCCCGCUAGGGGGAGGAAGGAGGCGGGGUAGGGAGGUUGUUGGGUUUAGAGCCGGGCGGAGACCGCUGAGACUCAUUCCUCAGGAACAAGGGUCGGGUGUCAAGGAGACCUUUUCACACCAGCUCCCUGUCCCCCGCCUCCGGUGGGUGGGGUCGCGCGGCAGAGACAAAGGAUAUCAGUAGGGAAGUAGGGUGUCAGUUUGGGGUGGUGGGCUUCUGGGGGAGGGCCGAGGAGGGGGGGCUAUAUUUAAACUCGGGGAGCCGUUAAGUUGGGUUCGUACUCCGAUGCGCGCGCAGCCAGGGUGGUGGAGUGCGCAUGCGUGGCCCCGGGGCUAGGGGAACGCGCGCUCGCCGGUGCGCGCUCGCGGCCGAGCGGUAGUGGUGGCGGAGAAAGGGGUCGGCGCACGCGCGGUUGGUUCCUCGAGUUGUUCGGGUCUCGCGGGCAUCUUGUUUUGGUCUCGCGGGCGAGUGGGGCGCGCUUCGGGGGGGGGGGGGGGGCGAGGAGGCGCUCGGGCGCGAGACCCAGCGAGGCGAGCAGAGCUGCGCGCGCACCCGGGGAAACGGGAGGGGGAAGGGAGCGGGGUCUAGCCAGGCGGGGGCGGGGGGCUAAGCCCCCGAUCCCCACCUCGUUACCCUCGAGUGGGACGGAGUAAGGGGAGGAAAUGAUCGAGAUGGCGGCGGAGAAGGAGCCGUUUCUGGUGCCGGCCCCGCCGCCGCCGCUCAAAGAGGAGUCGGGCGGAGGGGGCGGCCCCACGGUGCCGCCACCCCGAGAGGCCGCCUCCGGGGAGCCCCGCGGCGGGCCGGAGCGCGGCCCGGGCCGGAGCGCGCUCUCGGCGGCCGGCAGCGGGAGCCCCGGCGCCACCGCCACCCCUCAGGGCGGCCCCCGGGCGCAGCCGCACGGGGAGGCCCGCGUGUCGGAUCCCCACGGGCGAGCCGCUCCCCCGGACGUGGGGGAGGAGCGCCGGGGAGGGGGCGGGACGGAGCUGGGCCCCCCUGCCCCUCCUCGGCCGCGUAAUGGCUACCAGCCCCACCGGCCCCCGGGGGGGGGCGGGGGCAAGAGGAGAAACAGCUGCCACGUCGGGGGCGGCGGCGGGGGCUUCAAGCACCCGGCGUUCAAGAGGCGCCGGCGGGUAAAUUCGGACUGUGACUCCGUGUUGCCCUCCAACUUCCUCCUCGGGGGCAACAUCUUCGAUCCGCUGAACCUCAAUAGCCUUCUGGACGAGGAAGUGAGCCGCGCACUCAAUGCGGAGACCCCUAAGUCAUCCCCACUACCCGCCAAGGGCCGAGAUCCAGUGGAGAUCCUCAUCCCCAAAGAUAUCACUGACCCGCUCAGCCUCAACACUUGCACUGAUGAGGCUCAAGUAGUUCUCGCUUCGCCGCUCAAGACUGGUCGGAAACGGCACAGACACCGGGGACAGCACCACCAGCAGCAGCAGCAGCAGCAGGCGGCGGCGGGUGGAGGGAGUGACGGCCACUCCGUGCCGCCCACCGCCCCCCUCACCCCCUCACUCCACGGGGAGGGCGCCGCGCAGCAGCAGCGCCCGAGGGGCCAGAACCGGGAUGCCCCCCAGCCCUAUGAACUCAACACAGCCAUCAACUGCAGGGAUGAGGUCGUGUCUCCCCUUCCGUCCGCCCUGCAGGGCCCCUCAGGCUCCCUUCCGGCCCCUCCCGCUGCCUCAGUUACCUCUGCACCCUCGUCUUCCUCCUCCCGGCAUCGCAAACGGCGCAGGACUUCCAGCAAGUCGGAGGCCGGGGCUCGGGGCGGAGGCCAGGGCCCUAAGGAGAGGGGCCGCGGGAGCUGGGGAGGCCGCCACCACCCACCACCCGCGGCAGCGUUUAAAAAGCAGCAGCGCAAGUUCCAGUAUGGGAACUAUUGCGAGUACUACGGGUACCGCAAUCCUUCCUGCGAGGACGGCCGCCUUCGUGUGUUGAAGCCCGAGUGGUUUCGGGGCCGGGACGUCCUAGACCUGGGCUGCAACGUGGGCCAUCUGACCCUGAGCAUUGCCUGCAAGUGGGGCCCCUCGCGCAUGGUGGGCCUGGAUAUCGACUCCCAGCUCAUCCACUCUGCCCGCCAGAACAUCCGACACUACCUGUCCGAGGAGCUGCGGCUCCCAACCCAGACUUCGGAGGGAGACCCCGGGGCAGAGGGGAAGGAAGGGACUACCACCGUCCGGAAGAGGGGCUACUUCCCAGCCUCGCUGACAGCCAGCCGGGGUCCCAUCGCUGCACCCCAAGUGCCCUUGGAUGGAGCGGAUUCAUCCGUCUUCCCCAACAAUGUCGUCUUCGUCACGGGGAACUACGUGCUGGAUCGAGAUGAGCUGGUGGAAGCCCAGAAAGCAGAGUAUGACGUGGUGCUCUGCCUCAGCCUCACCAAGUGGGUGCAGCUCAACUGGGGCGACGAGGGGCUGAAGCGCAUGUUCCGCCGGAUCUACAGGCACCUGCGCCCCGGGGGCAUCCUGGUCCUGGAGCCCCAGCCCUGGUCAUCCUACAACAAGAGGAAGACUCUGACGGAGACCACCUACAAGAACUACUAUCGAAUCCAGCUGAAGCCAGAGCAGUUCAGUUCCUACCUGACUUCCCCAGAGGUGGGCUUCUCCAGCUAUGAGCUGGUGGCAACCCCCCACAACACCUCCAAAGGCUUCCAGCGUCCGGUGUACCUGUUCCACAAGGCCCAUGCCCCCAGCCACUAAGUGGCCCCUGAACACAACAUGUGAAGAGGCUGCCCUCGCUGCUCUGAAGGACCUGGGGGAAGAGGAAAAUAGCCCAAGGUCUUUCUUUUCUGACUCCAAAAAUAAUUUCCUCUUGGAUCUGCGAAGAAAGCUUUUCUCAUGUUGCUGCCCCAGCCUCCUCCCUACACCUCCGGCACCUGAGCAGCAAGCCCAGCUGUGCUGGAGCUGCCAUCUUCCUCUCCCCCAGCCUGCUGGACUGGAUGGCAUGGACUGUUUGCUUACCUCGGUUCUCCUAGGGGGUGGGAGGUGGGGGUGUCAGGUCUCGAGCCCUUUCCUCCCGUUCUCCCAAGGAGAAGCCUGUUUCUCCUCGGCCUUUGUCCCUAGCUGCAUUUCAGUGGACCACGGAUAGGCGGUCUGAGGGUUAGACGGGGAAGCUUGCAGGGAGGCACGCAGGUACUGUGAAAAUCCUCCCCUCCGCUGUCCCCCAGUGGGAGAGGGGGUUGGAUUUUGAAUGUGAGAACAGCACAAUAAACUUGAUGUCUAGGGCAGUGGCCCCCACACCGGUGUCCAGCACUUUCU
Lepus europaeus (European hare) is the source of this 3819-nucleotide messenger RNA. It is a transcript of the gene MEPCE, whose product is annotated as methylphosphate capping enzyme. The coding region runs from base 1234 to 3261 and encodes 675 amino acids. Gene Ontology annotation, molecular function: snRNA binding; O-methyltransferase activity; RNA methyltransferase activity. The transcript has 4 exons. The record is from RefSeq and is a predicted model, not a curated record. Gene Ontology annotation, biological process: snRNA modification. Lineage: Eukaryota; Metazoa; Chordata; Mammalia; Lagomorpha; Leporidae.